Messenger RNA from Caenorhabditis remanei, 495 nucleotides. RefSeq lists its product as uncharacterized. NCBI's taxonomy places the organism in Eukaryota, Metazoa, Nematoda, Chromadorea, Rhabditida, Rhabditidae. The transcript has 2 exons. The record is from RefSeq and is a predicted model, not a curated record. Bases 1 to 495 code for a protein of 164 amino acids.
AUGUUGGAUUCGGGAUAUGGGUACACUGAUGAAUAUCCUAAUCAACAGUCUAGUACUGCCGUCUCCGAGGAACAAUCAUCAACUACAGCUGGAUAUGAUAGUACCAACGAUUCCAAGGAUCAACCAAGAACAUAUGCUCCUUCUGUUGUUCCUUAUAAUCCAUCUGUUUCUGAGAAAGAAAUGGAUGAACCAGAAGAUGCCUGCGCUGGAUUGUCGGAUAGGACUCACGGUCAAGAUGCUGGACUCGCCCAGCCACUGCCACCUUGGAAGAUGUACUGUCAACCACUCAGCCCACAAUCACAACUUCUGGCGGUAACGAUGAGGCAGAAGUAUCGUAUACGACUGAUAACUCCGAAAGAUAUACCACUACAGCUUCGUACAAAGAAGAAUCUUCUAAUGUUACAACUUAUGGAGAAUCGACAACUCCAACAGAGGAUACCACUACAGAAUUUGUGCCCAGCAUGCAAUGGAGAAAAUAUGUCGAAUUUCAAAUAA